Messenger RNA from Nematolebias whitei (Rio pearlfish), 608 nucleotides. It is a transcript of the gene polr1h, whose product is annotated as RNA polymerase I subunit H. Gene Ontology annotation, biological process: termination of RNA polymerase I transcription; DNA-templated transcription. The transcript has 4 exons. Gene Ontology annotation, cellular component: RNA polymerase I complex. The record is from RefSeq and is a predicted model, not a curated record. Gene Ontology annotation, molecular function: nucleic acid binding; zinc ion binding; DNA-directed RNA polymerase activity. Lineage: Eukaryota; Metazoa; Chordata; Actinopteri; Cyprinodontiformes; Rivulidae. The coding region runs from base 1 to 372 and encodes 123 amino acids.
AUGAUAAGGUGGCAGUUCAACGAGGCUGUAACAUCAAAUUACAAAAAAGUGAAGGGGCCUGACUGCUUCCUGAAGAUGAUGGGACUUGGUGAUUUUCUUACAUUACUUUUUUCUUCCAUCUCUUUGGAAUUAGAGUUCUCUGGACGGGAAAUCCGGUCGGCGGUCGUCUUCAACCCGGCGGAGGACACGUCGUUGGCUCAUGAGGAGGACGAGGGCUCUGAGCUGAAGGGGCCUGUGAUUGACAGGCGCUGCUCACGGUGCAACAAAGAAGGGAUGAUCUAUCACACACGCCAGAUGAGAUCUGCAGAUGAAGGGCAAACGGUCUUCUUCACCUGUGUCCACUGCAGGUUUCAGGAGAAGGAGGACUCCUGAGGGCGAUCGUGUGGAGCGUCGGUGCUUCAGAACGUCUCCAGUUCUCCGUCAGCGUUCACAUUUUAAUGAAGAAGCGGCGGUGGUGAAGUUUGACCUUCAGUCCAGAAGAGCUUCUCAAGUUUUCUGCUUUCUAGUUAAAACUGCUGCAAGUUUCAGCUCACGUCUGAAGUAAAAGAACAUUUUAGAGAUUUUUUUUUAAUCUGCUGAGAUCUAAAUAAACAAACGAGACAACAAAU